ACAAGGUCGUUGGCCUUCAGACUGUUUCCCACUGCAUUCCUUCCACGCAGCAUUGACAACUUCUUCUUCUUACCUGACCACCGGGCGCCAUGUUAUGUUUGGGUGGACUGUCGCUCUGCGUGCUGCUGAUCUCUACGGCCAGCGCUCACGUGUUCCUGAGUGAGGGGGAGGCCAGUCAGAUGCUGACGCGGCGCAGACGAGCCAAUAGCUACUUUGAAGAGCUGAAGCAAGGCAACCUGGAGCGCGAGUGUAUGGAAGAGCGCUGCAACCUGGAGGAAGCGCGAGAGAUUUAUGAAGAUCAAGAAAAAACUAAUGAAUUCUGGGCCAAGUAUAUUGAUGGUGAUGCAUGUGAGUCGAUGCCCUGCGCUCACGGAGGACGUUGUGAAGAUGGCAUCGGCAGCUACAGCUGCUACUGUGCUGAAGGCUACCAGGGCUCCAAUUGUGAAAUUGCCGCUCCUCAACUCUGUGAAAACCAAAAUGGCGGUUGUGAGCACUUCUGCAGGGUGGUGCGAGGACACAUUGAAUGCUCAUGUGCUGAUGGGUAUUUCCCCGUGGACAAAUCAUGUCACUCCAACGAGCCCUUCAAAUGUGGCGCCAUCAUCUCUGGAAAGACACGGUCCAUUUUCAGGUAUCAGCACCGGAACUACACGCAGGGAAGCGACUCCUGGUUGAACCAGACCGACAUAGAAAGCAACAUCACCUCCACCGCCGUCUCAUCUCCUGGUAACUUCAGCACCGAUCAAAUCCCGCAUGACUUUGAAGAGGAGGAAUAUGUCUUACCUGAAAUGGUGGGAAUGACCCGCAUCGUCAAUGGCAAAGACUGUCCGCCAGGGGAAUGUCCAUGGCAGGCACUUCUCAUCAAUGAGGAAGGCCAAGGGUUUUGUGGCGGUACCAUCUUGACCCAAUACAUCAUCUUGACUGCAGCGCACUGCAUGAAGCAAUUAAAUUACAUCUCUGUGAGGCUGGGUGAGUUUGACGUACUGGUGACUGACGGGAACGAAGCCAACCACAAUGUGGAGGCUGGCUUCAAACACCAUAACUACCGCCCAGACACUUAUCACAACGACAUUGCUCUCAUCAAACUGGCCACGCCCAUCAAGUUCUCCAGGUUCGUCUUGCCAGCCUGCAUGCCUGAAUCAGAUUUUGCUGAGAAGGUUCUGAUGAAGCAGCCGCUUGGCAUGGUUAGCGGUUUUGGACGUCUUGGCGAGGGUCAACAACCGUCCACCAUCUUGCAGCGCCUUGCCGUGCCCUAUGUGGCCCGCCAGGUUUGUCAAGAAUCCACCGGUUUUCAUAUUUCUACACGCAUGUUCUGUGCCGGCUAUGACAAAGAAGCAAAGGAUUCAUGCAAGGGAGAUAGUGGCGGGCCGCAUGUCACAAAGUUCAAAGGAACAUAUUUCCUCACUGGCAUAGUGAGCUGGGGAGAAGGCUGUGCACGAGAAGGCAAAUAUGGCGUUUACACACAAGUAUCCAGAUAUAUUCGCUGGAUCCGUGAAGGCAUUCAGAAGCUGAUGAGCGUAGGCAGGGUGAAGAGGCACCAAGGACCAAUCAGGUGGCUGGAUAUGUAAAAUGACCAGACUUUACAGUCCAUCACUACAUCUAGUAGGAAAACAACUUUUAAUCUGUGCCUUAUAAUCUUUAUGUAUAUCCUGAUACCAUGACCAUAAUAAAAACUACAACAGUUGAUGUGAUCAAA
This is a messenger RNA of Entelurus aequoreus (snake pipefish), 1693 nucleotides long. RefSeq names its product coagulation factor X-like. The transcript is spliced from 9 exons. The record is from RefSeq and is a predicted model, not a curated record. Lineage: Eukaryota; Metazoa; Chordata; Actinopteri; Syngnathiformes; Syngnathidae. Bases 90 to 1565 code for a protein of 491 amino acids. Gene Ontology annotation, biological process: blood coagulation; proteolysis. Gene Ontology annotation, cellular component: extracellular region. Gene Ontology annotation, molecular function: calcium ion binding; serine-type endopeptidase activity.